Molecule: messenger RNA, 486 nt
Organism: Neurospora tetraspora
Lineage: Eukaryota; Fungi; Ascomycota; Sordariomycetes; Sordariales; Sordariaceae
Product: ribosomal protein S17-domain-containing protein
Exons: 4
Coding region: 1-486 (161 amino acids)
Biological process (GO): translation
Cellular component (GO): ribosome; cytosolic small ribosomal subunit
Molecular function (GO): structural constituent of ribosome
Source: RefSeq, a predicted model, not a curated record
AUGGCUACCGAACUGACCGUGCAGAGCGAGCGCGCUUUCCAGAAGCAGCCUCACAUCUUCCUCAACAGCAAGACCAAGGUCAAGUCUGCCCGUCCGGGUAAGGGUGGCCGGAGAUGGUACAAGGACGUCGGCCUGGGCUUCCGUACCCCCGUUGCUGCCAUUGAGGGCCAGUACAUCGACAAGAAGUGCCCCUUCACCGGCCAGGUCUCCAUCCGCGGCCGUAUCUUGUCCGGUACCGUCGUUUCCACCAAGAUGCACCGCACCAUCAUCAUCCGUCGCGAGUACCUUCACUUCAUCCCCAAGUACAACCGUUACGAGAAGCGCCACAAGAACCUCGCCGCCCACGUCUCCCCCGCUUUCCGUGUUGAGGAGGGUGACAAGGUUACCGUUGGCCAGUGCCGUCCCCUUUCCAAGACUGUCCGCUUCAACGUUCUCCGCGUCCUUCCCCGCACCGGCAAGUCCGUCAAGCAGUUCGCCAAGUUCUAA